AUGGAGGACAGCCUUGCUGAUGAGAAGUUCAAGGUAUUAGUAGUUGGAGACAAAUCAGUUGGAAAAACUUCUUUCAUAAGAAAAUUUACAGAAGACAUAUUCAGUUCGGAUGUUCUAAGCUCUCCGUGUAUUAACUUUUUCUAUCGGAAAAUUAAAGUUGAGGAGAAAGUAGUAUUGUUGAACAUAUUUGACGCACCUAGCUCCACUGCUAACCAAAAUUUAACCAAUCUUUAUUUCGCAAAAGUUGACGCUGUCAUCAUUGUCUAUGACGUCACUGAUCCAUCUUGGCACAUCGGAGUUUCAUACUGGUUAAACGAAAUUCAAAAGAAAUCUCAUGAAUAUUCAGUGGUAUGUUUAAUUGGUAAUAAACAAGAUCUCAUCCAAACAGCAUACUUGGCAGGAAAUGGAAAUUUUGAAAAGUUUACGUCAUUGAUUGACUUAUAUGACGUCAUUAGUUGUAAAUAUUCAGAAAGAUUGGAAAAGCUAUGGAUUGGUAUGGUCACUUUAAUUCAUCAAAAAGAAAACUCGAGAUUGGAACGUUUUCAAAAACAGUAUAUCUUGUCAGACAAAACAGUCAUUGAUCACAAAAGGAAACCUUCACCAACACAUAACGUUUUUGUUAAACUUUUGAAUAAGAUUUGUAAAAGGUUUUUGUUGUUGAAAUAUUGA
Messenger RNA from Lottia gigantea (owl limpet), 669 nucleotides. RefSeq lists its product as hypothetical. The coding region runs from base 1 to 669 and encodes 222 amino acids. NCBI's taxonomy places the organism in Eukaryota, Metazoa, Mollusca, Gastropoda, Lottiidae. Gene Ontology annotation, molecular function: GTP binding; GTPase activity. The transcript has a single exon. The record is from RefSeq and is a predicted model, not a curated record.